AUGGGGCAGAAACAGUCCCAACAGCCGUCUCCCAAGGACAGCCAAGAGGUUCUCAGCGUCUGUGAGGUGUUCAGUGGAGCUAUCGCGCAUGCCGCUCAGAAAUUGGAGGAGUUCCUUGGAUUUGAAGACCCUCUGAGCAAUCUGAGCCCAGCUCCAGACACUCUGAAUGAGAUCUUCUUAAUCCACUUUGUCACUUUCUGCCAAGAAAAGGGCGUGGAUGAGUGGCUCACCACCACCAAGAUGACCAAGCACCAAGCCUUCCUGUUUGGGGCCGACUGGAUUUGGACCUUUUGGGGAUCUGAUAAGCAGAUAAGGCUCCAGCUGGCGGUACAGACUCUGCCUAUGUCUUCUCUUCCUCCUGUCACGUCUAAGCCUUGUGAGUCCUCCAAUCCAGAAUCCAGGGCAGAGUCUCUCCGGAAGAGCAGAUUUGAAAAGCUGGACGAAUUCUGUAGCUUGAUAGGAGAGGAUUGUCUGGGCCUGUUUCUCAUCUUUGGGGUGCCAGGAAAGCCUAAAGACAUCAGGGGGGUUGUCCUGGACAGCGUCAAAAGGGAGAUGGCCAGGGGCCGUCUGCCAGGAGGGAAGGCUGUGGCACAAUUUGUCCUGCAAACGAAAGACUGUGUCUCCGUUAGAGAGCUGCUUGGAAACUAUCUGAGUAAGAAAGAUGGGCUGCGAGAGGUGGGCAAGGCGUACAUUAGUGUCCUCUGA
Molecule: messenger RNA, 705 nt
Organism: Pipistrellus nathusii (Nathusius's pipistrelle)
Lineage: Eukaryota; Metazoa; Chordata; Mammalia; Chiroptera; Vespertilionidae
Source: the annotation of a GenBank genome assembly